AUAUGCAUUUAUUAACUGUUAUGCCUAAAAAAGUUCACAGUUAUAAUACUUUUUCAAGCACUCAAAAAGGCUAACUUUAAGAUAUACAGAAGCCAAAAGGGAUUAGGACUUUUAAGAUUGAGUGAAAGAGAAUCAAAGAUUAUACACAUAGAGUAAAUACAUCAAACUAUUUGUAUUGAACAAAACUUCAAAGUCCUCAUCAUCAUAUAUGCCAAGAAACAAAUUAAAGCUUAGUGAAAGCAUGCUUUGUCUGCCAUUACAGCUUCAAUGAAGAUCUCAUUACCAUCAUUGGCAUUUUGAAGAAGAAAUCUCUAUACCCUCAAGAAUUGGCUUUUAUGUUAUAUUUUUCUUCAAUAAUACUAUAUACUAAAAUAAAGGGCUUUCUUGAUUCAGUGUAUUUGAAUUUUUCCAGUCCUUUUUACGGCUUGUCCUUAAAUAAAGGUUGAAUCUUUUUCACCUUUUUAACAACCCCUUUACAAAAUCUUGUAUGUAUAUGGGAAGAUCCCCACCAUUAUUGGAUAAAGGUUGGAGAUACUUGGUUUUAGAUAUAGUAUAAUCUUUGAUUCUAUCUUUUCUAGUUCAUGAAUUUCAUGGUCUUUGCUCUGUCAUUAUCUAAAGGAAUUACUUGAGAGUAUUCUUGGUUGUCUUUACUCUUUUUGACAAGGUGAUGGACUCAAUAGCCUAAAGGUCAAGCUGAGACUUUGAAUUAUUGAAAUUUCUUAUGAUGUCUGGAAUUUUGGAAUCAAGAAGUGGUUUGGUUCUGUUUUGGAUAAGUGCUUUGGUGGCUGCUGUAUUGUUGGUUUCUCCUAUAGAAGGAUUGAAUCAGGAAGGAAUAUAUCUUCUUGAAUUGAAGAAGAAUAUUUGGGAUCAGUUUAACCAUUUGUGGAAUUGGAAUCCAAAGGAUGAAACUCCAUGUGGUUGGGUAGGUGUGAAUUGCACUUCUGAUUAUAAUCCAGUUGUGCAAUCUCUUUACCUUAGCUCUAUGAAUCUUUCAGGCACUUUGAGUCCUAGCAUUGGUGGUCUUGAAAAUUUAGUUAAUCUUGACUUGUCUUUCAAUCGAUUCACCGGGAAUAUUCCCAAAGAGAUUGGAAAUUGUUCAAAAUUGUUGAAUCUCCAGCUCCAUGAUAAUUCUUUUCAUGGGAUUCCUAACGAACUGUAUAACCUGUCUAAUUUGGAAGAUGUGAACUUGUGCAACAACAUGAUUUCUGGUCCUAUUGCUGAGGAGUUUGGGAAACUAUCGUCUCUAGUUUCUUUCGUUGCAUACACCAAUAAUCUUACCGGUCCAGUGCCUCGAUCUAUUGGAAGUUUGAAAAACUUGUCAAUAUUUCGAGUUGGGCAGAAUACACUUUCUGGAAGUUUACCCACAGAGAUAGGUGAUUGUUGGAGCUUGGAAUCUCUUGGUUUAGCACAGAAUAGCCUGGGAGGAAACAUACCGAAAGAACUUGGCAAGCUUGGUAAGUUGAAAGAACUUGUACUUUGGGACAAUCAGUUUUCUGGCUAUAUUCCAAAGGAACUUGGAAAUUGUACAGAACUUGAAUUGCUUGCUUUAUAUCAGAACAACCUGGUUGGAGAAAUUCCGGUUGAAAUAGGGAAACUAAAAGUUUUGACGAAGUUAUACCUAUACCGGAAUGGAUUAAAUGGUACAAUUCCAAGGGAGAUUGGAAAUCUUUCUAUGGCAACAGAAAUUGAUUUCUCAGAAAACUUUCUAACAGGUGAAAUUCCAGUUGAGUUUGGCCAAAUAAAGUGGCUGAACUUGUUGUAUCUUUUCCAAAACCAGCUCAAAGGUGUUAUACCAGAUGAACUUACUACUUUAAAGUACUUAAGUAGGCUUGAUCUGUCAAUUAACUACCUAACAGGCCCUAUUCCAUUUGGAUUUCAGUAUCAAACUGAAUUGGUUCAGUUACAGCUUUUUGAGAAUUCUUUAACUGGUACUAUUCCACAAGGUCUUGGCGUUUAUAGUGGACUUUGGGUGCUUGAUUUAAAUAACAACCACCUCACAGGAAGAAUUCCUCCAUUCGUUUGUCGGAAUUCCAAUUUGAUUUUGUUGAAUCUUGCGUCGAAUAAAUUACACGGAUAUAUUCCAUCUGGUGUUCUUAAUUGUAAUUCAUUGGUUCAACUUCGUCUGAACGAUAACAAGCUAACAGGUAAAUUUCCGUCCGAGUUGUGCAAAUUGGUAAACCUUUCUGCUGUUGAACUGGCGCAGAACAAGUUCACUGGUCCAAUACCUCCUGAAAUUGGAUAUUGCCAGAAGUUGCAAAGGCUUGAUUUCUCAGGCAAUAGUUUCAACCAGUUGCCAAGGGAGAUAGGAAAUCUUACCAGGCUUGUAACGUUCAACGUCUCGGCAAAUUUGUUCACUGGACCGAUACCUCCAGGAGUUCUAAACUGCAAGGCACUACAACGACUUGAUCUCAGCAAAAACAGAUUUACUGAUGUUAUACCUGAUGACAUUGGUAGCUUGUCGCAGCUAGAACGCCUUUUGCUUUCAGAGAAUAAGUUAUCCGGAAAGAUACCAGCAACUUUGGGGAGCCUCUCUCAUUUGACUGAGCUGCAGAUGGGCCGGAAUUUAUUGUCAGGCGAAAUACCAUCAGAGUUGGGAAAUCUUACUGGCUUACAAAUCGCAAUGGAUCUUAGCAACAACAAUCUCUCUGGUAAUAUACCACCUAACCUUGGUAAUCUUAUCCUAUUAGAGUACCUCUAUGUCAACAAUAAUCAUCUAAGUGGUGAAAUACCUGGCACAUUUGGAAACCUGACAAGUCUCUUGGGCAUUGACUUCUCAUACAAUGACCUAACUGGACCACUUCCAGAUAUACCACUCUUUCGGAACAUGGACAUCAGAAGCUUCAUCGGAAACAAAGGUCUUUGUGGGGGGCCCCUAGGUGGAUGUAAUGCACCUCCAGCUUACGAUCCCAAUAAUCCUCCUGGAGUCAAGAAUGCAGAUUCUCCUCGAGGAAAGAUUGUUACUGUUGUUGCCGGUGUAAUUGGUGGAGUUUCUCUUGUUUUGAUUGCGGUUAUUUUGUUUUACAUGAAGCGGCAUCCAGUUGAGAGGGUUGCAACCGAGGAUAAAGACGCGUCAUCUUCAGAUCCGGAUAUUUAUUUCCGUCCUAAAGAGGGGUUCAGUUUCCAGGACUUGGUUGAGGCUACAAACAAUUUUCAUGAUAGUUAUGUUCUUGGAAGAGGAGCGGUUGGAACGGUUUACAAGGCGGUCAUGCAGAGUGGACAAACAAUUGCAGUCAAGAAGCUUGCUUCUAACAGAGAGGGUAAUAACAUUGACAAUAGCUUCCGUGCAGAGAUCUUAACUCUAGGAAAGAUAAGGCAUCGUAACAUCGUAAAGCUAUAUGGAUUUUGCUAUCAUCAGGGUUCUAAUUUACUUCUCUAUGAGUAUAUGGCCAAAGGUAGCUUGGGCGAAUUGCUUCACGGUGAAUCUUGUAGAUUGGAUUGGCCGACUCGAUUUGUGGUGGCUGUUGGGGCUGCUCAAGGACUUACUUACUUACAUCAUGAUUGCAAGCCACGGAUCAUCCACCGUGAUAUAAAGUCCAAUAAUAUUCUGCUUGAUGAGAAGUUUGAAGCUCAUGUUGGUGAUUUCGGUUUGGCGAAAGUUGUUGAUAUGCCUCAAUCUAAGUCUAUGUCUGCAGUUGCUGGCUCAUAUGGCUACAUAGCCCCUGAAUAUGCUUACACCAUGAAAGUUACAGAAAAAUGUGAUAUCUAUAGUUACGGGGUAGUCCUUUUGGAGUUGCUAACCGGAAGAGCACCCGUACAGCCCCUAGAACAAGGAGGUGAUCUCGUCACAUGGGUGAAGCAUUAUGUUAGGGACCAUUCAUUGACAUCGGGAAUACUUGAUAGCCGAUUGGAUUUGGAAGAUGAAGCUACCGUUAGUCAUAUGCUUACAGUUCUAAAAGUUGCUUUAAUGUGCACUAGUAUGUCCCCGCAUGAUCGUCCUUCAAUGCGCGAGGUUGUACUGAUGCUGAUCGAAUCUGAUGAGCAAGAAGGGAACUUCCUCUCAUCGCCAGUUUAUGAACUCCCUCUGAAAGAUAAUUCCUUCUAGAUGCAUGUAAGAAGCAUAUCUCAAUUAAAUUUAAAAUUUUUAGUGCUAAUUCUCCUUGUAUUUUUUGUUAUGGUUAAUUAUAGAUAUUCCCAUGUAUAUUUCUUAUAGUGAAAAUUUCAUAACUCACUUUCUAGGACUA
Messenger RNA from Lycium barbarum (goji berry), 4181 nucleotides. RefSeq names its product probable leucine-rich repeat receptor-like protein kinase At5g63930. Gene Ontology annotation, biological process: protein phosphorylation; hormone-mediated signaling pathway. Gene Ontology annotation, cellular component: plasma membrane. The record is from RefSeq and is a predicted model, not a curated record. The transcript is spliced from 3 exons. Bases 722 to 4042 code for a protein of 1106 amino acids. Lineage: Eukaryota; Viridiplantae; Streptophyta; Magnoliopsida; Solanales; Solanaceae. Gene Ontology annotation, molecular function: protein binding; ATP binding; protein kinase activity.